Ambispora leptoticha is the source of this 858-nucleotide messenger RNA. Lineage: Eukaryota; Fungi; Glomeromycota; Glomeromycetes; Archaeosporales; Ambisporaceae. The record is from the annotation of a GenBank genome assembly.
AUGGGAAACACAUCAUCGUCGUCGUCAUCGUCUUCAUGUUAUAACUUUCGAAAAGUAAGUCCAAAUGAAACAUAUCGAUAUCUUAUAAAAAUAAAUGAAGAAGGAGUUGAUCGCGUUCAAGUUCAACACCACGUUUUUAGAGAAAUUCUAAAAGAUAAUUUUUCGGCACCGAUUAAAGAUACUCUAAGACAAGGUGCUUCUGUAUUGGAUCUCGGAUGUGGACCAGGUAUAUGGGUUUGCGAAAUGGCUGCAGACUAUAAAUACUCAAUGUUCCACGGAGUAGAUUACCUCAAUAUUUUCCCGACCCAAAAACCUGUGAAUGCACAAUUCAUAAAAGCAAACUUACUUAAAAGACUACCAUUUAAAGAUGAAGAUUUUGAUUAUGUGCAUCUACGGUCAUUGGUGCUCGCUUUCACGCCUGAUCAGUGGGAAUAUAUGAUAAUUAAGGAGGCUGUUCGAUUGUUACGGCCGAAUGCAUAUAUUGAGGGCCUUGCGUUACGAGAUUUUCAAAUGCUUGUGAUAAGAACAAAAUGCAUCGAGCAUAACCUUGACCCAUCAAUCAUUCUCAAAAUACCGAAUUACCUACAACGAUGUAACGAAUCACUAAAACGUGUGUAUGGUCAAGAACUAAAGGUUGCCGUAGGAAAAUGGGGCGGCAAAAUGGGUGAAAUCCAGGGAGACCUCUUCGUCCGUUUACUGCGCGAAGAAUCAAAAAUUAUUAAAAGACUUGUGAAACUGAACGCUAAAGAAUAUGAAGAAUUUAUAGAAAAUUUCAUUCAGGAACUUAAUACGCAUACUGUUUAUAUAACGUGGCAUAAAUAUUGGGCGAAAAAAGACUUACAUGUACAAUCAAAUUAG